AUGACUAUAGUUAGUGUGAAAUAUCUCAAAUCACAAAGUAUAAUUGCACAGAAUUGUAAAUUAUGCAAACAUAUCUACAUCCAACUAACCACAUCCAUCUUCUCAAAAUACAAAAAAAAAGAGAAUAGAGCUGGAAUGAAUAGAUCAAGUAUAGUUUUAACAAUCGUCGUUAUGAUGACAAUAUUUGCAUUGUUUUUCACAUCAACGACGCAAUCGAGAUCAAUCACAAUCAACGACAACAACCAAAAAGAAAAUAUAAUAGACAACAUUGUCUUUGAACAACAAGCUGAUGUUGGUAAUUUCACAGACUGUCUAUUCUGUUUCGAUGCAGUAUUAGAGACCAAUCGUCAAUACAAAAAAGGAUCAACCUUUACAGAAAUCUAUCAAAGUCUGAUUGCAAGAUGUUCAAAGAGACACAAUUAUAUUCCAGAGUGUAUCGCUUACAUUAAAGAAAAUGAACCAACCAUUUGGACUAUGGUCGAUGCAAAUGAAGAAAGCAUCUGUAAACAAUUGGGUCAAUGUCCAUUAUAA
Messenger RNA from Cavenderia fasciculata, 531 nucleotides. RefSeq lists its product as uncharacterized. Lineage: Eukaryota; Evosea; Eumycetozoa; Acytosteliales; Cavenderiaceae. The coding region runs from base 1 to 531 and encodes 176 amino acids. The transcript is spliced from 3 exons. The record is from RefSeq and is a predicted model, not a curated record.